This is a messenger RNA of Xiphophorus maculatus (southern platyfish), 2261 nucleotides long. It is a transcript of the gene gsdf, whose product is annotated as growth/differentiation factor 6-like. Gene Ontology annotation, biological process: SMAD protein signal transduction; BMP signaling pathway. Gene Ontology annotation, molecular function: cytokine activity; growth factor activity. The record is from RefSeq and is a predicted model, not a curated record. The transcript is spliced from 5 exons. Bases 97 to 744 code for a protein of 215 amino acids. NCBI's taxonomy places the organism in Eukaryota, Metazoa, Chordata, Actinopteri, Cyprinodontiformes, Poeciliidae. Gene Ontology annotation, cellular component: extracellular region.
CAUCCUCGUCUCCACACCUCGUCCAAGAAGACAUCUGUGAAGAACUGCCAUCUUUAUUCUUUUGGAACCAGCCUUGGCCUCACUCCACAUCCCAGCAUGUAUUUUGCAUUCAUUGGCAUGAUGGCACUUCUUGGUUUUUCGAAGACGACUGCAUUUGUCUUGCAUCCAUCCAAUGAGGAGCCUACAGUCCCUGCUAUUUCUUCAUUGUCUCAUCAAAGGUGCAAGGACGAGUCAUUGCAGUCGGUCAGGAAGGGUCUCCUUAGGGCUCUCAACCUGCAGGCUGAGCCACAGCUGCCUGCUGGUGGGAUAGAUAGCAUCCGUGAGCAGUGGCAGAGAACAAUCGGCUUCAUUCCUCAAGCUGCAAAAAAGACGGCACCAGCCACUGAUUACUCUGUAUCGCAUGACAGUGGAAACAGAACAGGCCUGAAGUGUUGCUCUGUAGCCUCCGAGAUCUCCAUGAAAGACCUUAGCUGGGACAGCUGGGUGAUCCAUCCUUUGAGCCUGACCUUUGUUCAGUGUGCCCUGUGCAACCCUGCAGAGGGCACCGUGCAAUGUCCCUCAUCCUCCUCCGGUGUCCAAGAUGCCAGCUCACAGGAUCCUUUGCCAUGCUGCCAGCCCACUGUGCAGGAAACACUGAAUAUUGUCUACAUGGAUGAAACCGGCACCAUCGUCAUCUCCCCAAUUGAGGUGAACCGCAGCUGCGGCUGUGGUCCUGGGAACGCCCCACAGCCCAGCACAGAGUGAGCUGAAGUCUGUCCCGCAGUCUUUGGCAUGAGAUCUGGGCCACCUGGCAUAUCCAAAAUAUCUUUGUACACAGACCUGUUUUCUCAGAUGUUGAAUCACCCACCUGUACUGCCCUCUAUCUUAAAUUGUUUCUCUGUGUACUGAUCGUGGGAACCAAAGCAACGUCUCAGUUUUCAUUCCUGCUGCUCUCAUAUACCAAAAACAGAUUUGUUGAGCCUGAACGUCUUGAAAAUUAGGCCCUGCUUCUGGAAAAGACACAAUUGUGAUGUUUAAAAAAGAAACAUUACCUAGAAGAUAGGCUUAGAUGUGAAAAUAUUGUCUUUUUUUUUUCAAAUCUUAGAUUUUUCUACCUUAUUAGCUGGAAAAGAACUGUGGUUCCGAUGCCAUCUAUGUAGCUGGUGCUCUCAAGUCAUUUAUUUAUAGCUGCUAACGGUUACUCUGUGUUCCCUCUAAAAAUGUGAGAGAGAGUCUUGCCAAAUACUUGACUGGCCAGUUUUAUUUCUUAACUGAAUUGUGAGGCCACCAUGCCUUCUCAUGGGAAGGAUGUUGGUUUGUUCUCUAACCAAGGUUAGAAAAAUAAGGGUGUAAAUUUUAUAGUGCCCUGUGAAGGCUAGAUUUAAAGUCUGCAGGGCUGCAAAGCUCCCAAAUUUAUUCAUCUUUCAGAAACCUUGUAAAGUUAGGAGCCUUGGUAUUUGAAGGAGAUUUAGCAAUAAAAUAAUUGUACUAUGUACCAACAACACGUAGUAAUGUAGCACAAAGGCAAUCUAAAAUGCAAUUGUAUUUAUUCACUUAUCACUAACUACAUAAGAAUUAAGAAUUAAAUUAAAGCACCAUGUGAAUACACUUAACUUGAUCAAAUCUGAUUACGCAAACUACAAAAAGACUAACAAAAGAAACAACAACAUGAUUUUAGUCAGUACUAGGUGAUCUUUAAAAGGCAUGCAGCUUUCAAGGAAUUCUCCAUGUUUUUUAGUAUAAUUACACUGCGGUGAUGGUGCGUUCAGGAUGCUUACGGGAAAACACUCUACCAUUAAAACCUAGUUUUAAGGUUCACUUGGAUCCUAACAAUGGUCUUCACCACUGUUGCUAGAGUUAGGAUUUGACUUAAUUAAUGUAAUUUUUAAUUAUCAAAACUUUCAAGCUUAUCCUAACUGGAAAGACAGUUCUUUCUCUGUUUGAGCUCUAAUGAUAAAAAAACACCACUUGUUUUAAUAUACAUAUUCACAAAUUUUAAAUAGAUUUAAUGUUCUCUUCUGGGUACUUCUAAUAACUUCUCGAGUAGUGAUUUCUGAUUUUUAUUAUUAUUAUUUUUUUUUUUUUUCAAAAUUUUUAUUGUAUUUUUGUACUAACUUCACAAAGUUACCUCACAGUUUAUGUCUUUUUUUCCACAGUGUGCAACUACUUUUAAUAAACACAUUUAGAUCCAAUGUUUAGGACUUUGCUUCGCCUUUGAAAUCAUUUGUAUCAAUUGUGUGAUUUCCUGCCCUUGAUUAUUUCAAUAAAAAAAUUACUACAAU